Pleurotus ostreatus (oyster mushroom) is the source of this 1188-nucleotide messenger RNA. RefSeq lists its product as uncharacterized. The transcript has 11 exons. The record is from RefSeq and is a predicted model, not a curated record. NCBI's taxonomy places the organism in Eukaryota, Fungi, Basidiomycota, Agaricomycetes, Agaricales, Pleurotaceae. The coding region runs from base 1 to 1188 and encodes 395 amino acids.
AUGGACAACGUCGGCAUUCUCGCUAUCAGUACUUUAAUUUUGGUGGUCCUAUACGGGAUGGCAGUCGUACAAGCCAUCCUUUACUUUGGAAGAUUCCGUCGGAAAGACCCCCGGGUGAUCCAGAUCGUGGUCCUAAUAGUCUGCGUUCUAGCAUUCGUUCAACUUAUCUUCAUGUGCACUUCGCUGUAUAGCUUCACAAUAGUCCACUUCCUCGCACCUCCCCACACCGUCCCCAUCCCACAGGCGCUCGUCCUGGCGGUCUUCGUUGGCAGUAUCGCCCAUCCGUUGAUUCAAGCCACGCUGACCUUCCGCAUGUGGAAGCUGGGAUGGACCCAGGGUUGCCCCUGCACUUCUCGCUUCGUCGCCCCAAUAUGUUGGACCAUCUCGGCAUAUAUUCUGGGAUCGACGAUGUUCUUGUCUCUCAGGGCACUAUUCGCCGUUCAAGACAAGGCCUCAUUGAUCGACUACAUUGAAGAUAACGUAUGGGCGAUGUUUUCCGUCUUGCUGGCCACCGCCUGUGUGGACUUGCUCACAUCGAUCAGCCUAUGUUACGCGCUUUAUAGCUCCCGCAGAGAGGUUCUAAGAGGCACUGUGAAACUACUUGAUAAGUUGAUCUUUUGGACAAUUCCAACUGGGAUCGUGACCAGCGUAACGGCGGUGUUGAUCAUUGUCGCGUUCAAAAUCGCGAGAGACUCGUUUCUAUGGUUGUCCCUUCUUAUCAUCUUGACAGAUUUAUACGUCAAUACACUACUCGCACUACUAAACUGUCGUUGGGAGUUGAGGGACUUGGAUGACAACAUGACGAUUACUACCAUCGUACUGCCGACCAGCAGAGCCCCGUCGCUACGCGGUGGAGGUAUUUCGGCCCCACACUUACGACGACAAUUACGAACCGCCGCCUCCAGCGACACUUUAAUGACUACCCUACGUGGAUACCACAACACCGCCAGCAAUAAUACCUAUAGUACCCACAUAUAUUCUUCCGCAGAUCAGGCAACGACCGCGACCGCGACAGUGGAGAGCACCGGGAUCCAUCUCAUCAGCGAUCGGUCUAGUUUCUUGGCAUUGACACCAACUCGAACCCACCUUCGGUCUGCGAGUCUGUCCCAUCAGCAGCCAGAAAGAGAGGCCUUUGAGAUGGUCCCUCUCCGAAGACCACAGUCAGCGCAAGUGUCCCUAGCCGUUUAA